This is a messenger RNA of Selaginella moellendorffii, 663 nucleotides long. RefSeq names its product pentatricopeptide repeat-containing protein At4g15720-like. The coding region runs from base 1 to 663 and encodes 220 amino acids. The transcript has a single exon. Gene Ontology annotation, biological process: RNA modification. Lineage: Eukaryota; Viridiplantae; Streptophyta; Lycopodiopsida; Selaginellales; Selaginellaceae. The record is from RefSeq and is a predicted model, not a curated record. Gene Ontology annotation, molecular function: RNA binding; protein binding.
AUGGCGCUCGAGCUACUCGCGGCCAUGCACAGGGAAGAACCGCGCGUUGUGGCAAAUAGCUUGAGCUACCUUGCUGCUGUGAAGGCUUGCAAUCACUUGGCAUCGCGAGAAGAAGCCAGGGACUUCGAUGGAAGAGCUGUGAAGAUCGAGAGCCUGGAGAAAGGCAUGGCUGUUCAUGCUCGAGCCACGGAAGCCCGGUGUGAUCGAGAUCUUUUAGUGGCGAGCAGCCUGAUCGAUAUGUACUCGCGAGCUGGAAGCAUGGAGGAUUCGCACAGGGCCUUUGAUCAAAUGGAGAGCCACGAUGUAGUGUCAUGGACGGGGCUCGUCUCCGGCUACGCCGAGAAUGGCGAUGGCGAGGGCGCCCUGGCGGUGUUCUUCGCGAUGGUGGACGAGGGAGUGGAGCCCGACUCGUGGACGCUCGCGGCGGCGCUCAAGGCGUGCGGAUCCAUCGCCUCGAGCAAAGCUGGGCGACGUCUCCAUGGCGAGAUUUGCCGGCAUGGACUGGAGGGCGAUACCAUCGUGGUCACCGGUUUGAUCGACUUCUAUGGGAAGUGUGCUACCAUGGCCGACGCUCAGCGUGUCUUUGAGGGUUCCAUGGUUGCCGCGCUGGACGAGGUUGCAUGGACGGCUUUAGUGUCCGGCUAUGCCGCCAGGGUGACGUGA